This is a messenger RNA of Fusarium keratoplasticum, 918 nucleotides long. RefSeq lists its product as uncharacterized. NCBI's taxonomy places the organism in Eukaryota, Fungi, Ascomycota, Sordariomycetes, Hypocreales, Nectriaceae. The record is from RefSeq and is a predicted model, not a curated record. The transcript has a single exon. The coding region runs from base 1 to 918 and encodes 305 amino acids.
AUGGCAUCCACUAUUCCCACCUCGUGCCCGAGGGCACCUCCCACCCUUCUAUCCAUGCCCCUGGAGAUCCGUCUGCACAUCUUUCACUUUUGCAUCCCCCAAAACCUCUGUUUCCACUGCUCGUACGAUAUCCAUGAACAAAAUCGCCCCAAAGGCUGGUCUCGGCCUGAGUGGGAGGACAGCAGCGAGGCUAGUGGAGCGCAAAGCGACCCUCGCGAGGUCGAAGAAGACACCAAUGAGCCAUACUAUGAGCCAUGUGGACUUGAUGACUAUUGCCGCAAGUCCCGGCGACAUCGCCCCCAAGGCCUUACCUCUAGUCCCAGCGCCUUACCAGGACUGCUCCUCGUCUGCCGCCAGAUUACAAACGAGGUGAAGCCAUUGCUGUAUGGGGGCAACACUUUCACUUUCAAUCACGAAAACGAUGCCGAAUAUGGUCUUUCAGCCAAUUUUAGCUCCGAAACAAAGACCUUGAUGCGGAAAAUGAUUCUGCUCCUGCGACCUGGUGGAGAUGACAGAGGAUGGAACCCGAGUGUUUGGGAAGGCAUCCUCGGCAACAUUCUGAUACUGGGUGUUAUUAUUCAAAAGCCAAAGGCUGACAUUGAUGGUGAAUACUUGCUGGAUGAAUGGAUCUCCUGGUUGACAGCAACCCUUCAGCAACUGGGCCCGGCCCUCCCCAAGACGACCAAGAUCGUGGUGGAUACAAACGAGGACGACUCCAUGGUUCAGAUCGUGAACAAAGAGAUUCCGGGGCGUUGCGUCUUUCAGCGACUGCGUGUAGGCGAUGGGAUCUUCAGAAGGGGGGAAUUUGCGGCGGGGACUGGACUUUUGGAUGAGUCGGACUAUGACUACGACGAGGGUCCGACUAGCUGCAGAGACAUCAUCGGUGACUGCGACUACGACCUUUACUAUUCCGACUAA